CCACGUGUCCCUGUAAAGCCCUAAAAGCCCAUAUGGUUGAGACUUAAAACCCUAACAAUAAUUGCAGUGAAUUGGUAAGGAGAUAGAUUGUAAUUUGUAAAGAAUAUGGGCGAAGAGGCAGCUUCUUCUCGAGUGAGCCCAAAAACAGUGGAGAAAGCGGUGAAUGCGCUGCUGAAAUGGAGAGAUUCUCAGUCCCAUACCCAAAAGCCUCAACUUCUCGAGCAAGAUGAAUUGCUUUAUCUGAUCGUCAGCCUCAAGAAAAAUCCUCAAAAGCCUCGCGUUAAUCCCUACAAAGUGCUUCUCCCGCACCCCCUCAUCGAUCCCUCUACGGAUCCUGCCGAGCUUUGCAUGGUCAUUGAUGACCGACCCAAGUCAGGCCUCACUAAAGAUGCUGCGUCCAAGAAAAUUAAGUCCGAAUACAUACCCAUCAGCAAGGUGGUCAAGCUGUCCAAGCUCAAGACCGAUUAUCGCCCCUUCGAGGCCAAAAGAAAGCUCUGCGAUUCCUAUGACAUGUUUUUUGCGGAUAAGAGGAUUAUCCCGCUUCUGCCUCGGCUAUUGGGGAAACAGUUUUUCAAAAAGAAGAAGAUUCCAGUGCCUGUAGACCUCAAGCACAACAACUGGAAGGAGCAGAUUCACAAGGCUUGUGCCUCUGCUAUGUUGUUCUUGAGUAGUGGAACUUGCAGCGUGGUGAAGGUGGGGAAACUUUCCAUGGGGAAAAAGGAGAUUGUUGAAAAUGUGAUAGCUGCUAUUAAUGGGAUUGCAGAGAUUGUGCCCUUCCAGUGGGGCAAUAUAAGAUCUUUUCAUUUGAAGUUGCUUGACAGCAUGGCGCUUCCUUUUUAUCAGGUUAUGCCUGAUAUGCGUUUGAAGAUUCUGUCUGAAGUUGAUCACCCUUCUUCUACUAAGGAUGUCUUGGAAGAAAAUCAAGAAGAGGAAGUUGAAGAAGAAGAAGAUGCUUCUCACGAGAAGAAGAAGAAGAAAAACAAGGGGAGGAUACACGAAGUUCAGUACAUGGAUGAAAAUAGUAAUAAGACUAACUCUGGAGCUAAGAGAAUAGAUGAAACCAAAACUGACAAUGUCUCGAACAAGAAAACUAAGACUGCACUGAAAAAGUUAGGUGCUAUUGACAUAAGGGAUAAGAAAAAGAAGAAAACUCUAGCGGCACAGUGAUUUGUCUUCUUCAACAGUUCCGAGUAAACUAGUUUUUAAGUGGAAUUCAAAUGCUUCUUGUUCUUGCACUUGGUGGAUGUAUUUGCAUUAUCUUAGCCAUAACAUGUCUUGAGGACCCAUUAAUUUCGCAGUCUAUGAAGGUGAACUGAUAAUAUCAUGGAAUGGUGGAGGAACUUGAGAGAAAGAGAGGGGGGCUAUACUGAGAGAAUUACUGGACUGAGUAACUUUUUGUAUCAUGUUGUGUGAAUGGAAAAGGAAAUAAUCCUCGCCAUGUGUCUAAUUGCCCUGACCAUACGACAAUUAUCAAUAUGAUAUUUUCUAGCAGGCAUCAUCUCUCUCUCUCUCUACAACUAACCCACUGCCUUCAAGAGCCGAGGAGGGAGCAGGAAGUUGUUUGUGGUGUGGGAAAUUUGGUAUCUUGGUGUACUUUUUCCUUUUUUGCUUUGUUUGUGAUUUUGAUAUUUGAUAAAUUGGGAAUCAAGCGGGCAUUUUCAGUGGAUUCUUAAUAUAUUAGGAAAAGAAAAAGAAAUCUUGGUAACUGUGUCCUAACGGAAGGAGCAAAGGGGUUUUAAAGACUGUCAUUGUCUGAUGUGUGCUGGAAACACAAGGAAAAUGAAGUGUGAACUAGCAAUGGGAAGUGUGUUGAGCUCUCUGGUCAUUACCUGCAGCAUCAAACUUCUCCUAAAAGUUUGUAGUCUUUGUCUCACUUAAACUAAGAUUUGUACCAUUCCACUUCUUAUUUUCAAAGCAAACUUUGGUUUUGUUUGUGAGGUUGGUUCUGGUCAUGCUAUGUCAGUGUUAAUUAAUUGUAUUAAACAUAUUUUCAUUAAACUUUAUAGGCUUUGCUUUUUCUAUCCAUGACUUUAUUGUUUCAUUUCCUUUCACUAUAUGGGCUUUAUAUAUUUUAUGUGUCGGUUAUUUGCAUGUUAGUUCCCUAUAUAUUACCUUGUUUUUCUUGCUUGCUUGUUGCUUCUUAAAUUCGUAAGUGUUUGGAUGCAGGACUGUACGCUCAAGUGCAGCUGUAGCACUCGGAAAGCUUAGUACACUAAAUACCAGGGUUGACUAUUUUUGACAUUUUGCCUUUGUAUGGGUUAUUUAUUGAUAUAAGUUAUUGAUAUAUGACUGUUCAGGCAUUGGAUUCUGGAGAAAGGCAGGCCAUUUUGACUGCUUUAAGAGGUGUGGUAAGGCAUGCUGGAUAGAAUGCAAGCCCUGCAAUUAGAAUUCGUGUUGUCACUGUCCUUAAGGAUUUAAUUCAUCAUGAUGAUGACAAAGCUUGAGUUUUUGCUUCAAGCAUAUUGACUAUUUAGUUUUAUAUCACUGGUAUCUUGUAGAUAUUCUUAAGAACUUUUAUUCAAGCAGUAGCCUUUAUCGUUGA
Messenger RNA from Durio zibethinus, 2542 nucleotides. Lineage: Eukaryota; Viridiplantae; Streptophyta; Magnoliopsida; Malvales; Malvaceae. The record is from RefSeq and is a predicted model, not a curated record.